Messenger RNA from Daldinia vernicosa, 2001 nucleotides. Its product is annotated as Vps5-domain-containing protein. The coding region runs from base 100 to 1833 and encodes 577 amino acids. The transcript is spliced from 6 exons. Gene Ontology annotation, biological process: protein retention in Golgi apparatus; retrograde transport, endosome to Golgi. NCBI's taxonomy places the organism in Eukaryota, Fungi, Ascomycota, Sordariomycetes, Xylariales, Hypoxylaceae. Gene Ontology annotation, molecular function: phosphatidylinositol binding. The record is from RefSeq and is a predicted model, not a curated record. Gene Ontology annotation, cellular component: endosome.
CCUGCUUUCAUCAACUCUCCUACAUUAGGUAAUUUACGACGCCCUUAAUUCCGGGCCAACUACUCUUCACUCUUCACUCUCAACUGUGAAGUAUCCAUCAUGGAUUUAGGAGAAGCAGGCGAUUCACCUUGGGGUGAUGUCCCAUCCCAAUCAGCUUCGAUAUCUCCUACCUUCGACCAAGAGGAAAGUUCUACCAAGACUCAAGAUGCUGAGACCUCGCAGCAAUCGCAAUCCUCUGUUAAGUCAUCCGCCGGUCGCCCUUCUAGGGGUCCAGUGCGUCGCCUAGUAGCCCAGCCGACAAAACUCGAAGCCGUCGAUGAUCCUCUAGGUCCUCUGGGUCCUUUAGGGGCCACUGCUGGACCAGGCGCAGAUGCGCAGGCUGAUGAACCGCCAGCUCCGCCGCAGAAGGAACAGAUGGUAAUUCGAACAACCAUGCCACCACCGGCGCAAAAGAGACCGGGACCUGCGGAUCCUCACCAUAUUGACGAUGAAGAGUUCGAUCGCCCGCUUGGCCCAAGAGCUCCUCCUCCCGUACAGGCUGCGCAACCAAGCCCGAUCAGGCCCACGAGUCAGCCUAGCGUUAGCAUAGAACAGGCAGCUAAGCCUAUCUUCCGUAUUGCUGUCGGCGACCCGCAUAAAGUCGGAGACUUGACGAGUUCACAUAUUGUCUAUUCCGUUCGUACGCAGACAACAUCGAAAGGUUACAAGCAACCCGAGUUUGAGGUUAAGCGACGAUACCGUGAUUUCCUAUGGCUUUAUAACACAAUGCAUGGAAACAACCCCGGUGUUGUUGUACCGCCUCCUCCUGAAAAGCAAGCUCUUAACCGCUUUGAGAGUAAUUUCGUCGAGUCUCGUCGAGCCGCUCUAGAAAAGAUGUUAAACAAAAUUGCCGCACACCCGACGCUUCAGAAUGAUCCCGAUCUGAAGCUGUUCCUAGAGAGCGAGUCCUUUAAUGUCGACGUCAAGCACAAAGAAAGGAGAGAUCCCAUACCCGGGGAGAGUAAAGGCGUUCUGGGAUCGCUUGGUAUCAAUGUCGGAGGCGGUAGCAAAUUUGUCGAACAAGACGAUUGGUUCCACGAUCGACGAGUUUAUCUGGAUGCUUUGGAAAAUCAGCUUAAGGCAUUAAUGAAGUCUAUGGAUGUCAUGGUCAACCAACGCAAAGCUAUGGCGGAAGCAGCCGGCGAUUUCUCUGCCUCCUUACAUGCUCUAUCCACUGUAGAGCUGAGUCCUACGCUUUCCGGGCCACUAGACGCCCUGUCGGAGCUGCAGCUUACCAUACGAGACGUCUACGACCGCCAAGCCCAGCAGGAUGUAUUGACUUUUGGCAUCACCAUCGACGAGUAUAUUCGAUUGAUCGGUAGCGUCAAGCAAGCAUUCGCGCAGCGGCAAAAGGCCUUCUAUUCGUGGCACAGCGCCGAAUCUGAGCUGCAGAAACGCAAGUCCGCUCAAGACAAGCUACUUCGGCAGGGAAGGUCGCAACAGGAUCGCCUCAACCAGGUUGGUGCCGAAGUGGCGGACGCCGAACGUAAGGUUCAUCAGGCCAGGCUGCUUUUCGAGGAUAUGGGGAGAUUGAUGCGAUCUGAGCUCGAUCGUUUCGAGAGAGAAAAGGUGGAAGAUUUCAAGUCUUCUGUCGAGACUUUCCUAGAGAGCGCCGUCGAAGCGCAAAAGGAGUUGAUUGAGAAGUGGGAGACGUUCCUAAUGCAGCUAGAUGCUGAGGAUGACGAGACUGUAUUCUACCGUCCGCCUGUAUACCAGGGUAAUGAUAAGUCUACGGGGCGCGGAAACACCGCAAUAGAUCGAGCACGGGCUACUAUCGAUCAAGAUUCAGACUAAUAAAAUUAUAUGGUCAUCUUUAUAAUUUGAUAUCUUUUUUUAUACGAUUCAGAUGGCGAAGAUUCAGUCGAGGCUUUGGACAGAUGUAUACAUAGUUGUACAAAUGAUAUAGGAGAAGAGGCAUUCAGUUGCCCUUCACUCCUUAAUCGCUAGCAGCUCCUUCAUCAC